Molecule: messenger RNA, 2792 nt
Organism: Heterobilharzia americana
Lineage: Eukaryota; Metazoa; Platyhelminthes; Trematoda; Strigeidida; Schistosomatidae
Source: the annotation of a GenBank genome assembly
GCUGACUAAAGAGCACCUUUUCAAUCACUGAACAGCCAAUCAGGUUUUUAUGCUUCAUGAAGAGAAACUAUCUUUCUAGUCGGAAUAGAGAGACUUGAUUUAUUUUUUCAAGUGGUUAAAUUUCUAACUUUCUUAUCUGAUGAAGACGAACGAACUCACUAUCACCUCUUAAAAUUCUUUCUAGAAAACGGGUUAACGUCUUAACUACAAUAAAUGUCAGUCCUGUAUUCCUUCCUAUGUAAGGUCAUGGAUAUAUUUUGUAGAAUAGUUCUUGCAGAUGAUUUUAAAUCCUCAAUGAGUAUGCCUUCUAAACUAUUACUCUUAAAUGAGUUUGAUUCUGAUAUUUUGAAUGCAUAUUAUUACUUUCUAGUUAAACUCUCGAUUGCUAGAUUUCAAAACUCUUUAUACAUACGUCUGUUAUCAAUCAAUCGUCCAGAAGUUGUAUUCAUUAUCUUAGGUUGUUUCUGUUCAAUUAUAUCAGGACUAUUACAGCCAGCUUUUGCUUUACUUUAUGCUGAAGUUUAUCAGGUGUUCAGCCUUCGCAGUGAUCCCAAUCAAAUGACAAGAAGGAUAAAUAUGAUUUCUUCUAUUAUGGGUGGCUUAGGAGCUAUACAAUUUUUAGUUGGUAUUACUCAGGGUUAUUUAUUUGGAGUUUCUGGAGAACGUUUAACUAAACGUUUACGAUCAAACCUUUUUGAAUCUAUGUUAAAACAGGAAAUUGGAUGGUUUGAUAAAGCUGAAAAUCAAGCUGGUGCAUUGACUGCAUUUCUAUCAACAGAUGCUUCAAAAGUUGCUCAAAUUAGUGGAUCAAGAUUGAGUACAGCUUUAGAGGCUAUGGUUUUAAUUUUUGCUUGUUUAAUCAUUGGAUUCAUAUAUAGUUGGCAGUUAACAUUGGUAAUGAUUCCUUUUGUACCAGCGCUUCUGUUGUCUACACGUGUACAAAUGAGAACUGCUCGAUCAAAAACGAAAGAUGUCAAAAUGACGAAAGCAUUGUGCAUUGCUAAAGAGUCGAUCAGCGCUAAUCGUACAGUGACAAGUUUAUCAUUAGAAGACUAUUUUUACAAACGUUUUGAAUCAGCGUGUAAAGAAGAUUUUAAAUCACAAAUGAAAGAGAAUGUUGGUUUAGCUGUUGUUCAAUCAUUCGCUUUAUGUGGCCCCGUUCUUAGUUUAUGCGCAUGUUUUGCAUUGGGAAUUUAUUUAACACAACACAAUACUGUUUCGAUAGUAUCAUUAUUCAAAGUCUAUAUCACAUUCAGUAUGUGUUCACAAGCGCUUGGCCGAAUAACCGCCUUCACCACAGACACAAAAACAGCUGAAGAAGCUAUGAAACGUAUAUUCACUGUUGUAGAUCGUGUACCAGCUAUACCAACUAAUGAAGGUUAUGAGCCUAAAGAGAAAUUUAAAGGUCUUAUUGAAUUUAAACACGUGAAUUUCAGGUAUCCAACACGACCUGGAGUAAAAGUGAUUAAGAACUUUUCUCAUCGUAUUAAACCUGGAACAAAAGUUGCAAUAGUUGGUCAAUCAGGUUGUGGUAAAUCAACUCUAAUCCAAUUAUUACAACGUUUCUAUGAUCCAUCUGAUCAUGGUCAAGAGAAUGGAAUAUUUUUUGAUGGAAUGAAUAUUCGUCAGUUAGCACCAUAUUGGAUAAGAAGACAAAUUGGGAUUGUUUCACAAGAAUCUAUACUUUUCAACUUGAGUCUACGUGAAAAUAUCGCUUAUGGUGAUAAUAACCGAAAUGUAUCAAUGGAUGAGAUUAUAGAAGCAGCAAAAUUAGCAAAUAUACAUGAUUUUAUAUUAUCUUUACCUGAUGCAUACAAUACUCUAGCAGGUCAAGAUGGUUCUCAAUUAUCUGGUGGGCAAAAACAACGUAUUGCUAUUGCACGUGCAUUAAUCAGAAAGCCAACUUUAUUAUUACUUGAUGAAGCAACAUCAGCUUUGGAUAAUGAAAAUCAACGUUUAGUACAGAAAGCAUUGAAUGAUGCAAUGUUAACACGUACUGCUGUUGUUGUAGCCCAUCGAUUAAGUACAAUUGAAAAUGUUGAUUUAAUUAUUUGCUUAGCUAAUGGACGUGUUAAUGAAUAUGGAAAAAUAGAUGAAUUACUUGCAAAAAAAGGCGAAUUUUAUAAUUUAUAUAAAUCAUCAGACGAUAAAUGAAUAGAAAGAAAAUGAAGUAAUCAAUACAUUGUCGAUAUUCAUAAUCAGAAAAAAUUUUCCAAAAAAGGUUUUUACUACUUAAUUGCAUAUAAACAGAGUGUCCAGUACGUAUUAAAAUUAAACAUUAUUUUGUUUAUUAUUAAAUCAUCUUUUAAUUUUCUUGAUUACACUUUAUUCUUCUUCUCUAGAACAUAUACAAAACACACAUUCAAAAAUACAACUGCCUAUACAUUUAUAUAUCAUUCUUCUUCCCCUCAAACGAUAUUCCGUUAUUGUAAGACAAUUAUUCAAUGAUUAUAUAAAAAAAAUUACAUUAUGCAGAUAUUUCUACAUUUUGUUUAUUUGUCAUGAAUGAAUUAGUGGUGAGCCAUCAUUAAGUCAUUGUGUCCUUGAGGCAACCAAUCAGAAGUAUUUUGACGGAAAAUCGUAUCCAAAUUCUUCAAUAUAUUCAAAAUGACAUUGAACGUUGACUAGUAACUCAUUUUACAAACAAGACGAGUGUCGUUUAAAAUAUCAGUACAAAAGUGUCAGCAUUAAGAAUAAUGACUAGGAUAAAAAAUUUAUAACUGCGUAUUUCUAUCAUACAUGAAUACUAGAAAAGUGUAUUGAGCUGUAAAAAAGCUGAAAUAAUAAGCCUG